AUGCCGCCCGCAACCAGCAGUGCUAUGGAGGCGCCGGUUGUGCCAACUGAGCUUGCUGCAGUGGAACCAGCUGUGGUCAACGAGCAUGCCGUGGCUUCGUCCAGUAGCGACGACCUCGAAUGCAAGCCGGACCCGCUCCCGCUCCGGCCACGGCCACAGCGCUCGUUGCAAACACGGACUGUCGUCCGCAGUGUGACUACUCGCGUGAAAGAAGAGCGUGCUUCAAGUCCUCGCCGCCUGCGGCCUCGAUGGCUCGCCAAUCGCCAUGGCCGCUGA
Messenger RNA from Saprolegnia parasitica CBS 223.65, 276 nucleotides. RefSeq lists its product as hypothetical. The coding region runs from base 1 to 276 and encodes 91 amino acids. Lineage: Eukaryota; Oomycota; Saprolegniomycetes; Saprolegniales; Saprolegniaceae. The transcript has 2 exons. The record is from RefSeq and is a predicted model, not a curated record.